GACAAGUUGCUGCAUGCAAAAACAACAAAAUCACACAAAAGACACAGCACAGGCUUCGAGCCAGAGACAGCAAAGUUUUGUAAUAUAAUUAAUAAAAACAUUUUAUAAAUUAUUUUUAUUCUAUGAAAUGUAGUUUAUGAGUCUGGAUAUAGAAUGAAGAUCCUCCUCAACUUCACCUUCUACCUGAUAAUAGCUGGAACUGAUGCUGUAACUACAGUAACUGGAUACAGAGGAAGAUCAGUUCAGAUUAAAUGCCCCUAUGAAUCUGGAUAUGAAAAGAACAUCAAGUAUCUCUGCAGAGGUAAAUGUUCCUAUUUGUGGACUAAAGACAUUCCUGUUCAGUCUGGAUCUCCUCCUAAAGACACCAGAUUCUCUCUGUAUGACAACACAACAGCCAGAGUCUUCAUCAUCACCAUCACUGAUCUGAGAACUGAGGAUGGAGGCACUUACUGGUGUACGAUACAGCAGACAGUGACUGAUAUUUACACAAAGCUUCUACUGCUGGUUAAAACAGAUGAUCCUACUGUCAGUACUGUCUCCCAGUCCAUGCACACUACACACUCUGCUUCAACAUAUAUCAUGAGUCCAGUGCAUGUGGAGGCCCCACUCAAAACAACAGAUAUUCCAGGUAUAGCUAACUACGUCAUGAUCAGUACAGGUGCAGGGCUGUUUGUUGUUGGUGUGAUUUUAGCAAUCUACUGCAAAAUAACUUGUCAAGGCUCUGAAACUCUGACACAAUCAUCCAGAGAGACAAAUAAAGAACCUGAAAAUGACCAAAAUUUACUUCCGGUCCAAGCAAGAGAAAAUUCCAGUUUACCUGAAACUGUCUACAUGAGUCUAGACCCAACCACCAGCCGAUCAGACUCAGUCUACCAGAGUCUGUCAAUUUCUAAUAACCAUUCAGACUCAGUCUACCAGAGUCUGUCCAUUACUAGUAACCAACGAGACUCAAUCUACCAGAGUCUGAGCUUUCCAAAAACCAAUUAGAUUUAGGAUACCACUGUUCACCAUCCAAGUGGGCUGGUUUUAACUGCCAAAGUGAUUAUUGUUUCUUAAUUGUUUGUUUGUUUGUUUUCUGUAAGGUUUUUGACUUUAAGACUUUCAGUCUACCAAAAUCCAACCAUUACCAAAAGCAAUCUGAAUCUAAGCCUUCAAGACUGACCUUUACUAAUAACCAAUUAGACUUAGUCUUCCAGAAUCCAACUCUUACACUAAUAACUAAGACAAGUCAGGAUAACACUGCUGACUAUCCAAAACACUACUGACCUCCCCAGCAGACAUUUUUCAAUUCAAUUCAGUUUUUUUUUUGUAGGGCGCUUUUAACAAUGAGCAUUGUCUCAAAGCAGCUUUACAUAAGAAACAAUAUAAGAAAACAACAAACAUAUAAACAGACAAACAUUACUAGAUGUUAUCCCAAGUGAGCAAGCCUGAGGUGACUGAGGUGACUGUGGCAAGGAAAAACUCCCUUAGAUGGUAUGAGCAAGAAACCUUGAGAGGAACCAGACUCAAAAGGGAACCUCAUCCUUAUUUGGGUGACUCCGGAGAGUGUGAUUAUAUUGUGCAUCUAUGUGUAGUCAGUUGUGUGAUGCCGAUACAUGUGUAGAAUAUUAUGUAAAUUAAUAAGGAGGUUGUUGUCGUCCACAUAAGGUUGGCAGCGUUGCUUUGAAUACCCCAAUCCUCACAAGCAGAACCCGGCUGGAGCUGGUCCAUCUCCGGACGCCACUGGAGCCGGCACAGUCUCUGUAUGCCUCGGGAUGGGUAGAAGAAGGGAAAUAAUGGAACAGCAUUAGCGUAGCUGCUGUUCAUAAUAUUAGCAGCACUAGAUGAUAAUGUGCAUUUAAUCAGAUGUACUGGAGCACAAGGUUAUGGGAUGUGUUAGAUGUAUGCCAGGAUAAAGAGAUAAGUCUUUAGUCCAUGUUUAAACUGGGAGACUGUGUCUGAGCCCCGAACACUGUCAGGAAGACUAGUCCAAAGUUUAGGAGCUAAAUACGAAAACGCUCUACCCCCUUUUGUGGACUUUGAUAUUCUGGGAACUACUAGAAGUCCGGAAUUUUGUGAUCUAGUGUGGUGGAUUGUAACGUUACAUUUUGCCUGAUCUGUUGGAUAACUCAUUUGCUGUUCUUCUUUUUUUUUUUUUUUAAUAGUUUCUAAAUGAACCUUAAUUCAACUUGUCA
Hemibagrus wyckioides is the source of this 2174-nucleotide messenger RNA. Its product is annotated as CMRF35-like molecule 3. Bases 154 to 987 code for a protein of 277 amino acids. The transcript is spliced from 6 exons. NCBI's taxonomy places the organism in Eukaryota, Metazoa, Chordata, Actinopteri, Siluriformes, Bagridae. The record is from RefSeq and is a predicted model, not a curated record.